Molecule: messenger RNA, 3389 nt
Organism: Macaca mulatta (Rhesus monkey)
Lineage: Eukaryota; Metazoa; Chordata; Mammalia; Primates; Cercopithecidae
Gene: CFAP36
Product: cilia and flagella associated protein 36
Cellular component (GO): ciliary base; axoneme
Source: RefSeq, a predicted model, not a curated record
UUCCGGGCCGCGGUCUAGGGCGGCUACGUGUGUUGCCAUAGCGACCAUUUUGCGUUAACUGGUUGGUAGCUUCCCUCCUGGGGGUUGAGCGACUGCGGGCCAGCUCUUCCCCUACUCCCUCUCGGCUCCUUGUGGCCCAAAGGCCUAAGCAGGGUCCGGCGGUCUGGCCUAGGGAUAUUCCCCGUUGCCCCUUUGGGGCGGGAUGGCUGCGGAGGAAGAGGACGAGGUGGAGUGGAUGGUGGAGAGCAUCGCGGGAUUCCUGCGAGGCCCAGACUGGUCCAUCCCCAUCUUGGACUUUGUGGAACAGAAAUGUGAAGUUUUUGAUGAUGAAGAAGAAAGCAAAUUGACCUAUACAGAGAUUCAUCAGGAAUACAAAGAACUAGUUGAAAAGCUGUUAGAAGGUUACCUCAAAGAAAUUGGAAUUAAUGAAGAUCAAUUUCAAGAAGCAUGCACUUCUCCUCUUGCAAAGACCCAUACCUCACAGGCCAUUUUGCAACCUGUGUUGGCAGCAGAAGAUUUUACUAUCUUUAAAGCAAUGAUGGUCCAGAAAAACAUUGAAAUGCAGCUGCAAGCCAUUCGAAUAAUUCAAGAGAGAAAUGGUGUAUUACCUGACUGCUUAACCGAUGGCUCUGAUGUGGUCAGUGACCUUGAACAGGAAGAGAUGAAAAUCCUGAGGGAAGUUCUUAGAAAAUCAAAAGAGGAAUAUGACCAGGAAGAAGAAAGGAAGAGGAAGAAACAGGUGCCUAAAGAACAUAUAACAGAAUUAUCAGAGGCUAAAACAGAAGAGCCCACAGUGCAUUCCAGUGAAGCUGCAAUAAUGAAUAAUUCCCAAGGGGAUGUUGAACAUUUUACACACCCACCCUCAGAAGUUAAAGUGCAUUUUGCUAAUCAGUCAAUAGAACCUUUGGGAAGAAAAGUGGAAAGGUCUGAAACUUCCUCCCUGCCACAAAAAGGCCUGAAGAUUCCUGGCUUAGAGCAUGCGAGCAUUGAAGGACCAAUAGCAAGUUUAUCAGUACUUGGAACAGAAGAACUUCGGCAACGAGAACACUAUCUCAAGCAGAAGAGAGAUAAGUUGAUGUCCAUGAGAAAGGAUAUGAGGACUAAGCAGAUACAAAAUACGGAGCAGAAAGGAAAACCCACUGGGGAGGUAGAGGAAACGACAGAGAAAGCAGAAAUGACAGCAGAGGAGAAGCAAACAUUACUAAAGAGGAGACUGCUUGCAGAGAAACUCAAAGAAGAAGUUAUUAAUAAGUAAUAAUUAAGAACAAUUUAACAAAAUGGAAGUUCAAAUUGUCUUAAAAAUAAAUUAUUUAGUCCUUCCACCGAGGUUUUUAGUUUCAAACACUUUUGUAAAUCCAAAUAUCUUAUUAAACACUUUAGGUAAAGGACAGUAGGGAAGGCAGCUACUCAUACUGAUUAGUUUAAUACAAAUUCCUGAAUGUUUUCCCUUGGAAAGAGGGUAUAGAAAGAAACCAGUUGAUAGUAUGUUCAUUCAUUCAAACUCGGUUACCUACUGUUUGUGCCAGACAUUGUGCUAAGCGCUAAGGAUACAGUAGUCCACGAGACUGACAGGGUCAUUGCCUUCAUGCGGCUAGUGGAGAAGGCCCAAAGACCAAACUGUUAGAAAGGCAAAGUGUAAAGUCCUAUGAGCAGGGCUGGCUAAGCCUCUUUAAGCUGAAUGGAAGGUUAAUUACACAAAGAAUAGGUAAGGAACAACUCAGGUUCUGCAGCAGGAAAUAAAGCAUAUACUGAAAACUUGGAAUAUACAUAUGAGUGGAGAGGGUUAGCAUAUGAAAUUGGAGACAGGUGGAGUACUGAUAGUGCAGUCUUGUAGGGAAUGUGAGGAUUUAAUUUUUUUUUUUUUUUUUUUUUUUUUUAGAGACAGGAUCUUGCUUUGCUGCCCAGGCUGGAGGUAGCACAAUCCCAGCUGUGGAUUUUAAAUUUUGUAAUACCAGCAGUGUCAAGUCAUUGAAAAAUUUUAAUGCAAGGGCUGGGCAUGGUGGCUGACACUGUAAUCCCAGCACUUUGGGAGGCCGAGGUGGACAGACUGCUUGAACCCAGGAGUUUGAGACCAGCCUGGGCAACACGGCAAAACUCCAUCUCUACUAAAAAUACAAAAAAAUUAGCUAGGCAUGGUGGCACACACCUGUAGUCCCAGUUACCUGGGAGGCUUAGGUGGUAGGAUCACCAGAGCCCUGGAGGUCAAGGCUGCAGUGAGCUAUGAUCACAGCACUCCACUCCAGCCUGGAUGACACAGUGAGACCCUGUCUCAAAAAAUAAAUAAAUAAAAAUAAAUAAAGCAUGGAAGUUACAUGAUCACAUUUUUAUUACUGUAUGGCAACUAGUGCAUGAGGUAAAGUAGUUGUGGGUGUACCAUGUAUGAGACAGUCCAAUCAAGGGUAUAGAUACCCUGGGCAAUGGUAAGGUAGAUUUUACAUUUAUCAUUUACACCUAUAUAAGGCAGGAGCAAACAGGACUUGGAAAAUAGAUGUGCGGGAUGUAAAAAAUAAUUACUCUUUCUAGACAAACUAUUACUAAAACACAGGCAAAGGGAAUAAUUGAUUGAGCCUGUUGAAGGAGAUGCCACCAUUGGGUGUUGGUGUUUAAGAGAAGUGACCCUAGGAUAGUUUUCUGUAGUCUAUUUAAAGAUAAACACAAUAAUAGGAGACCUUUCUUUCAGAAACUUCCAGGCCGGGUGUGGUGGCUCAUGCCUGUAAUCCCAACAUUUUGGGAGGCUGAGCGGGGGCGGAUCACUUGAGAUCAGGAGUUCAAGACCAGCCUGACCAACAUGGUGAAACCCCAUCUCUACUAAAAUACAAAAAUUAGCUGGGUGUGGUGGUGCGUGCCUGUAAUGUGCCAGCUACUCUGGAGGCUGAGGCAGGAGACUCGCUUGAACCUGGGAGAUGGAAGUUGCAGUGAGAUCACGCCACUGCACUCCAGCCUGGGCAACAACAGAGCAACACUCCAUCUCCAAAAAAAAAAAAAAAAUUUCCAAUCUUGUAAUAUCCCAUGUCCACCCUUUUCUAAGUACAGGAUACUCCUGAGAUUUAACUUAUAAUCACAUUUUAUCUCCUUAAGUCUACGAUUAUAAGCUUUUAAAAAAGGAUACCAAAAUUAGUGUAACAAGAAUUACUCAGUUUCAGUUACACAAUUCCAACCUUCAACCUGCAGAAAAACCAGUAUUUACGUUUGUUGUAUUUUCAUCACUAGAGGGAUAAGAGGAAAUGCUAAGUGAUUAAAACACAGAAAUCUGUUUCAUGUAACUUUUUAUUAAAAAUAGUUUUUAUAUUGGAUACAUGUUUACAGAUACCAUUUUAAGAGGACCUAAGGCAUACAAAUGUGGGCUCUUGGCUUGCUUCACUGAGUAAAGAUAAAGAUACAAAAAUCCA